AUGUGGCCGACAAGUGUCGAAGCUCACCGAUUCUACACGUUCGCCUUCUCGCCGGGACUGCUCCUCCUUCUGAUCGUAUGCCUCUUUUGCACGCAGGUGGCGCCGGAGGCGUUUCCGGGAGCCGAUCCGUCGCUCGGCGCCGGCGCCAAUCCAAUGCUGUUGGAGUCGUUGGUGAAAAGGGUGAGCUGGUGGGGACCAGAGUUGAGCGGAAAAACUCCACGGAAGAACACGGAAGAAUUUUUUAUCUUUUUUAGAAAAUUUUAUCAUGAAAUGUGAUCAACUGACUGACGAAAUGUAUAGCAAAGUGAACUCUGCUCAUAGAAAAAUAAUUGUAAAUUUAACUUCUCAUACAAAAAAGUUAUUCGAGUUGUUGCGUGAAAAUGGCCUUCCGUUUUCCGUUAGCCCUUUUUUCACGGAACAACUCGAAUAACAUUUUCUUUAUGAAAAGCUAAAUUUACAAUUAUUUUUUUAUGAGCAGAGUUCACUUUGUUAUACAUUCGUCAGUUGAUCACAUUUAUGAAAAAAUUUUCUAAAAAAGAUAAAAAUUCUUCCGUGUUCUUCCGUUGAGUUCUUCCGCUUAACUCUGGUGGGGACCAUCUUUCAAUAAAACCGAAAGUUGCGUUAUAGCUCCCGAAAAACGGCGACAAAAAGGAGAUUCUCAUCAGUUACCUGGCCGCAGUGCCGACGCUGAUGGGCGAAAUCGACCAGUACCUGCUGAACAUAUCCGCUUCCAACUCGGCCCAAAGUUCGUCGAAGGAUCGGGAGAACUUUUCGAAGAAACUCAAUCAGAUUGUCCACUGCCUCACCACCGACGCCUACGUUUCGGUGGUCUCCGGGGCACUGGUAGCGGCGAUUGUGGAGAUCAACAAGGAUCGGACCAUCAUCCCGGACUACCAACUCAAAUAUGUGUUUGGCAACACGUGCGGCAACGAUUCGCAUAGUGAGUUGGUCGUUUUUCGUUCUUAUAACUUCACCUAACUAUGCUUCCUUCUUUCAGGCACCCGUCUGUUCAUGGAGCACUGGCAAGCGGGCGCCCGUGUCUUCAUCGGUCCCGAGAAGAACUGCAAGACCGAGGCAGCGAUGGCCGCCUCGCAGAACCUUCCGAUCAUCAGCUAUCGAUGCAACGACCAGGACAUUUCUCGAGACGACUACCACUACCGAACCUUUGCGAGAACGGUCCCGCCGGCCGGAGAGAUCUUCAAAGCGUUCAUGUCGUUGAUGAAACAGUACAAUUGGCGCAAAUUCUCGGUGGUGUACGAUGUGAAGAAGGGACACGCGAGGAACGAGCUCUUCGACACACUCAAACGGAUGGUCGAGGCCGAGAAUAAGUUUGAGGAGCAGAAAUUUGAGAUUAUGAAUGUGUCACGGCUCGAGUUCUCGAAAAUGGACAUAUCGAGUCAGCAGGACAUUCAGAGCAUUGAGAACGCCAUCAAAUCGACGAUGCAGACUACGAGAAGUGAGUAGAGUGACUGUUACCGUAUCCUACAUUUUUUCUUUCUACUGCAGUAUACCUGACAUUUGACAACGUGCGGCUCUUCCGAACGAUGCUCUCAAUCAUGGGCGAGAUGGGCUUGACGGAAAACGAUUACAUGCUCAUCUACGUGGAUACCAACUACGAUUGGCUCGACGUCUAUCACGCGAUGAAUAAUCACUUUUUGAGAAGUAUCAACUGGGUCCGGGCUAUCAGUAAUCGGUUUUUUUUCAGAUACGAUGACGUAUCUGCAUCACUCGUGGGACGCCAACAACUCUUCGGAUCGCAAAAUGUUGGACUACGCCCGCAGCGCACUUUCGAUCAUUCCGACGCCAGUGAAACUGAACAGUCAGAGGUUCUACAACUUUUGGAAGAAGGCCGGAGACUAUAUGCACUAUUUCGGGGUUCAGAAGACGGCGAACUUGAAGGUUAGUAUUGGCUGGACAACCAGUUGGACUAUAUACAACCAGUUGGACUACCCUUCGAUUGUUUACCCAAUGUUUUUCAGGGAAACCGCAUCGCGUGCUACCUCUACGAUGCCGUCUACCUGUACGCGCGUGCCAUCCACGAACUGGUCGAGGAGUACGGUAGUGACGAGGCGUACGACCCGACCGCGGACGGAAAAGCGAUCAUCGAUCGGAUUGUCAACAAGAAAUAUAGGAGUGAGUUCAACAAAUGA
Molecule: messenger RNA, 2150 nt
Organism: Caenorhabditis sp. 36 PRJEB53466
Lineage: Eukaryota; Metazoa; Nematoda; Chromadorea; Rhabditida; Rhabditidae
Source: the annotation of a GenBank genome assembly